AUGUUGAAAAAGACUGCAGACUAUGAUGCCAUCGUCAUCGGUGCAGGCUUUAGUGGCAUCAGGUCGCUAUGGGAACUCAAUCAGCUUGGUCUGACCGUGAAGUGCUUCGAUGCUGCAUCAGAGAUAGGAGGCACCUGGUACUGGAACCGCUAUCCUGGGGCGCGAACCGAUUGCGAUGCGUGGAUAUACAUCCUGAACUUCGCGCCGGAGUUGAUAGAGGACUGGGACUAUCAUGAGCGCUGCCCUUCUCAGGAAGAGAUUCAACGCUACCUGAGUCGUGUUGUUGACCGCUACGCUCUGCGCAAGCAUAUCGAAUUCGGCACACGAAUUGCGGCCGCACAUUACAGUGACAGUACGAAUCUCUGGACAAUCACCACUGUGGAUGGAUUGUCCACGACCUGUCGCUACUUUCUGCCGGCCACUGGAUCACUGUCAGUUCCAAAGGCUCCAAGUUUUGCCGGGCUCGACUCGUAUACCGGCGAGUGGUAUCAAGCAUCCGACUGGCCUGCGCACAAAGUUGACUUCAAGGGCAAGCGCAUUGCCAUCAUUGGUACGGGCUCCACGGGAGUCCAAAUUGUCCCCAAGCUUGCUCCUGUUGCCAAAGGACUGACAUUGUUUCAACGCACGCCAAACUACGUGCUCCCGGGACGGAAUUAUGCCAUCGACGAGUAUCAGACUGCCGAGAUCAAGAAAAACCAUGACGCUACUUGGGAACUCGCAAAUAUGCACCCAGGCGGCCAUGCGCUCAAGCCAGCAGGGAGAACAAUCAAGGGUGUGGCGGACGCGGACAAGAUCAGACAAAUCUUGGACCAUGGGUGGGAGCGUGGUUGUUUCGAGUUUUCAAUGGAGACGUUUGAUGAUUGUUUUCUGGACCCAGAAUCCAAUGAAACAGUAUCGGAAUACAUCCGGCAAAAGAUUCGCGCCAUUGUCCAGGACCCGGAAACAGCAGAGCUCCUAUGUCCGAAAUAUCCCUUGGGCUCCAAGCGCUCGCCUUGUGGGCACUUCUACUACGAGACCUUCAAUCGACCUAACGUCAAGUUAGUUGACAUAAGCCAAGAUGAGAUCGCACUUUACGAAAAAGGGAUACGCACCGGCUCUAGGGCUGAGCAUGAAUUCGACGUGAUCAUUUUCGCUCUGGGAUUCGAUGCAGGUACCGGUGCUUUAGACGAAAUCGAGGUCAAAGGCAGCCAGGACAAGUCCCUUGGGAACUAUUGGACAGAAAGGCCUCAGACUUUCGCUGGAGUCCUUGUCUCUGGAUUCCCCAACAUGUUCAUAGUCUGCGGCCUCCACAUGCCGAUAGGAAAUCAGCCGGUCAUGCUAGAGACAGCAAUGAAUUGGAUCGGGCAGACUAUCUGCCACAUGGAAAAGAGCAACCUGGCCAAGAUCAACGUCACCGAGAAAGCUGUGGACUCCUGGUCUGAUCAUGCCAACGAAAUGUGGAAUUCCGCAUUCCUAUCGAAGCACGCGGUUGAACAUCGCUCUUGGUUCAUUGGCACAAACAUGCCUGGGAGGCCUCCAAGGGUGUUGUUCUACUUUGGCGGUUUACCAAAUUGGAAAUCUUGGCUCGACAGCGAAAUCGAUUCGGGGUGGACAAAUAUGGAGUUCACCUCUCAUGCAGUCACCAACGAAGCAGCCAAAGGCUUCCCCUUUGGUCGAGAUGCUUCGGUUGGUGGCGUAUCUAUCACAGCAAAGAAACUAGAGUCUGCCGUUGUACCCUUGCAAUCAGACGAAAUCGGAAUGUCCCCGACAGAUAAGUUCAAUCUCGGCUCCAGGGCCUGCGCGCGGUACAUCGACUGGGCUGUCAAGGAGGUGAAUGACGGCGGACUGGCCGUAAAGCAGGACCAUCUUUUCCACUGGUGGAAAGCGCUACAUGACUUCGUCAAGUCGGAUUCGGGGCGGGCGCUCAUCCAGCAGAGUCCAAACACCAAAGCCGAGCUAGACCAGCUUACCUCCAAGCUGGGCGUCGAAGGUGAGGCCAUUGGCAGGAUUGGGCCCGAGCUAGUUCGCAUGCUCACUGGCCAGUCCAAUCCACUUUUCCACAUCCUUAGGGAAGACCUGCUAUUCCGCAUGUAUCUUUCCGACGAAGGUGCGCGACCGAACCGGUACGCGGCCGAUUACGCGAAACUCCUCACGUCGCAAAGGAAAGACUUGAGAAUCCUAGAGGUCGGUGCCGGUACUGGAGGCACGACGCUACAAGUUCUCAGAGCGUGCAGCCCGGACGGCCAACCCUUUUGCGCGGAGUAUAUGUACACAGAUAUUUCCAGCGGCUUCUUCAAGACUGGCCAAACUAUAUUAAAGAAGUGGGAAAGCCUACUCACGUUCAAGGCACUAAACGUCGAGAACGAUGCGGCGAAACAGGGAUUUGAAGAGCACAGCUACGAUCUCGUCAUCGCCGCAAACGUUGUGCAUGCCACGCGGUCUCUGAGCAAUUCGUUGGGCACCAUUCAUCAAGUGCUGAAACCUGGCGGUGUGGUCGCUCUCGUUGAGCUCACUAGGUUAACCCCGUACUUUAACAUGGCUUUCGGCUCGCUUUCGGGCUGGUGGCUCGGAGUUGAUGAAGGCAGGACGGGGAGUCCGUUGCAGUCUGCGGAGCAAUGGAACGAACAGCUCCUGAAAGCCGGCUUUUCCGGCGUUGAUCUGGCAGCUUAUGAUUUCCCGGAACCCGAGAGACACAGUGCUCUGUUGCUAUCGACAGCGAGGGCAAAUAAUUCGACGAGUAAAAACCUUAUAUUGCCGUUCUUCUAA
This is a messenger RNA of Pseudomassariella vexata, 2745 nucleotides long. Its product is annotated as steroid monooxygenase. Lineage: Eukaryota; Fungi; Ascomycota; Sordariomycetes; Amphisphaeriales; Pseudomassariaceae. The coding region runs from base 1 to 2745 and encodes 914 amino acids. Gene Ontology annotation, molecular function: NADP binding; flavin adenine dinucleotide binding; N,N-dimethylaniline monooxygenase activity. The record is from RefSeq and is a predicted model, not a curated record. The transcript is spliced from 2 exons.